Messenger RNA from Ananas comosus (pineapple), 639 nucleotides. RefSeq names its product caskin-1-like. The record is from RefSeq and is a predicted model, not a curated record. The coding region runs from base 1 to 639 and encodes 212 amino acids. NCBI's taxonomy places the organism in Eukaryota, Viridiplantae, Streptophyta, Magnoliopsida, Poales, Bromeliaceae. The transcript has a single exon.
AUGCCCCUCCGCCACCGGAAAAAACCUUCCGUAACUAACUCAUCCCUCCCUCCUCUGCCAACCACUUCCACCACAUUGUGGUUGGGCUCUAAGGAGUCAUUAUGUUUGAGCGCCACCUUCCCUCUGGCCGAGGUCGAGCCCCACCGGUCGUUUCCCCACCGCCGGCCCCGACCAUCCCCGUGGGGCCGCCAGCGGCGCCCCGUGCUCCCUGCGGCCACCUCGGGUCAGCCAGACCGCCAGGUGGGCUCGAUGCCAGCGCGCCGCCGCCACUCCCAGAUCGGCCCGCCCGUCAUCUCCUCAGCGUCCGGCACUCCUCCGCUUCGCCGCACGUCCCUCCAGACACCGCCGGCCGCCGCGCGGCCUCUCCCUGCGGUCGUCCAAACCGAGUGCGAGUCGAGUCGAGCUACUCUGCUCGGCGCCGCCGCCAUUCCCCCGCCGGCCGAUCGCCUUCCUCCACCUCCGGCACGUCCUGCACGCCCCGACCUCCUCCGGUGCCGCCGUGGCCGCUGCUGGCCUAAUGGAGCCGAGGUAACCCGCGCGGGCCUCGGGUUGUUCCAGCGGCCGCCAUCGCGCUUCCUGCCGCCGGCCACUUUGAGCGCAAGCUCCGCCUGGCCGCGCACGCUGUCCACCGCCGGCUAA